GUAUGCGGACAAGAAGAUGCAGCUGCUAUCAUCAUAUAUCACACGAAGAAGAAACCCCACACAUCCACAGGCCAGCCACAGCUAGUUAGCCGAAAACAUAAACACCGGUCCAUCCUUAGCAAGAUCGGACUGUUUUAGCGCUUUACCCGGUGAUUUCUUUGCUGCAAUCCAUUGGAGAAUAACUACACAAUGCGGUAGCUUAGCUAAAUGUCUUAUGGGCAGCCAUGUUUGUUUGGAUCUCGGAAUAACCAAGGCCUGGAAGUUGUCCUGCUAACCGAUGCCCAUGAUUCAGCUGGACAAACCGGUGCUGCCUGGUACCAUGCCGGUGGUAUGGCCCACCAUCCUCGACCUGGGCAGGGAUGAGUGCAAAAGAAUUCUCCGUAAACUGGAGCUGGAGGCUUACGCUGGGGUAAUUAGUGCCUUACGAGCCCAAGGAGACCUGACGAAGGACAAGAAGGAUCUUCUGGGGGAACUCACUAAAAUUCUCGGUAUCUCCACAGAGCGGCAUCGUGCAGAAGUCCGCAGGGCUGUCAAUGAUGAACGCCUCACCACCAUCGCAUAUCACAUGUCAGGUCCUAACAGCUCGUCUGAAUGGUCCAUUGAAGGACGUCGGCUUGUUCCCUUAAUGCCAAGGCUGGUCCCUCAGACAGCCUUUACUGUGACUGCUAAUGCUGUGGCCAGUGCUACAGCCAAUCAGAACGCCUCCCUUCUGUUGCCAGCUGAAACCGGAAACAAAGAAGUGGUAGUAUGUUACUCCUACACCAGCACCACCUGCACCUCCACCAGUGCUGCAGCGACCAGCGGCACCAUAGGAGCGACUGUGAAAUCACCACGACCACCCAGCCCUUCAUCCAACGUGGUGGUGCUGCCCAGCGGGAGCACUGUUUAUGUGAAAAGUGUCAGCUGCUCUGAUGAGGACGAGAAGCCUCGCAAACGGAGGCGGACCAACUCGUCCAGCUCGUCACCAGUGAUGCUGAAGGAGGUCACCAAGGUGUCCCCGCAGGUAUCCAAGAACAUCACGGUGCCGGUGAGCGGUAGCCCCAAGAUGAGCAACAUCAUGCAGAGCAUCGCCAACUCGCUGCCGCCCCAUCUGUCCCCCGUUAAAAUCACCUUCACCAAGCCCACCAUCCAGACCACCAACACCACCACACAGAAGGUGAUCAUCGUGACGACUUCUCCCAGCUCCAACUUUGUGCCCAACAUCCUGUCCAAGUCUCACGCUCACAACAGUGCCGCCAUGUCCAAGCUGGGCUCCACCUCCAUACUGACCACGCCCACCCAGAAACAGACGGUGGUCUUCCCAGCCAGUACAAGCCCCUCCAACGCCAACACCAUCGCAGUCACCACAGUGGUCUCAUCUACCCCCUCAGUGGUCAUGUCAACUGCCGCAACAUGUGCUGUGUCAGCUGGAGUCAAGGUGGCCUCAGCCAGACUUCCUUCGCCUAAGACUCUGGUGGGGUCACCUGCUCAGAUCCUGGCCCAGUUCCCCAAACAGCACUCACCCAAACAGCUGCAGCAGAGCUCACCUUUAGGAGCUUCAAGUGUCAGCCAGACCCAGACCACCGGCAGCUCACCUGGCUCAAAGCCCACCAUCCAGAUCAAACAAGAGUCUGGGGUGAAGAUAAUCACUCAGCAGGUUCAGCCCAGUAAAAUCUUGCCCAAGCCUUCAUCAGUUGCUUUGUCCAGCAGCAGCUCAUCCCCCAUCAUGGUUGUCAGUAGCAACGGGGCCAUCAUGACCACCAAACUGGUCACUCAGCCCACAGGUACCCAGGCCACCUAUACAAGACCUACUGUGAGCCCCGGCAUUGGCGCCAGAAUAUCAGCCUCCAGUGGCGGGACCACCUACGUCAAGACCACCAGCGGCAGCAUCAUCACGGUGGUGCCCAAGUCUCUGGCCACUCUGGGUGGGAAGAUCAUCAGCAGUAACAUCGUCUCUGGUACAACAACAAAGAUCACCACCAUCCCCAUGACCUCCAAACCAAAUGUCAUCGUGGUUCAGAAAACCACAGGAAAAGGAGCCACCAUUCAAGGACUUCCUGGCAAGAAUGUGGUGACCACACUUUUAAAUGCUGGGGGUGAGAAGGGUCUGCAAACUGUUCAGGGGACCAAACCGGCGAUCAUAACGGCUUCCAGACCCAUCACUAAGAUGAUCGUCACCCAGCCCAAAGGCAUGAGCUCUGCGUCCCAGUCCACCGCCACCAAGAUCAUCCCAACCAAGAUCGUCUACGGCCAGCAGGGAAAGACGCAGGUUCUCAUCAAGCCGAAGCCUGUCUUGCAGGCGGCCGUGGUGAGCGAGCAGACCAGGCAGCUGGUCACCGAGACUCUGCAGCAGGUGACCCGCACAGCAGACGUCGGUCAGGGUCAGACCUCAGCCCAGGACGGAUCCACAAAGGAUGAGUCGGGCAGCGUGGGCGGCGAGGUGUCCCAUGGCAGCGCUCAGGAAGCUCAGCCUGUAGUGCAUGUGGUGUCCUCCAGAGAGCAGGAUUGGACAGAACAGGAAGUGUCUGUGGAAUCUAGUCCGACUAUUAUCUACCAGGAGGUGUCCAGCGGAGAAUCCCAGUCUGCCACCUCCACCAUUAAAGCACUGCUAGAGCUGCAACAGACGACAGUGAAGGACAAGGGAGAGUCCAAACCCAGACAGCACACUAUCGACCUCAGCCAGAUGGCCGUGCCCAUCCAGCUGGCCCAGGAGAAGAAGUCCAGCCCAGAGUCCCCCAAACCCUCCACCUCAGAGGCUGAGCCCAGCGCUGAGUACAUCACAGCAGGUAAAGUCAGCAGAGUGGGCGUGUCCUCGGAGGACGAUGACGUCGUCAUGUCCUCCAGUCAGCAGCUGGGGAAGCCUUACAAAAGCAGCAGCAGCCAGGUCGCUGUGGUAACCAAACCGGUUGCUGCCUGCUCUACAGUUUCGCACGCCAGCCACAUGCCCUCUGACAGCCAUGUUAAAACUGAGACCGUGUUAGAGGUGAGCGAGAUGGAAGGCGACACGUUGGACCCCCAGACGGGCUUGUUUUACCGCUCCAGCCAACCAGCUACAGAUCCCGUUAAGCAAACCUCCCACUCUGGAGGGGCUCAGCCGACUCCACCGAGCCAGGCGGAGGCUGAGCAGAGCCAGCAGAGCUCCGCCUCCAUCCAGCCGCCGCCGCCGCCGCAACUGCAGAGUAAACCUCAGAUCAGCCAGCCUUCAUCUUCCUCCACUGCCUUCCCCUCGACUCCUCCUCUGACAAAGAAACUCCCAAAGCUACGAGAACAGAAUCAGCCCAAACCCCAGACCUUAACCCAGAGUCCCAAAGACAGACCCCUAACUGCACCAGCCCCAGCCGUGGCAAAGGCCACCAGCCCCGGCACACCGACCAAACCGUUGUUGACGCCACAGCUCCCGAAGCUCCAGCAAGCACCCACGUCCCACCACAGGCCUCUGCACACACCCAUGUCCCACCCUCCUCCACUGCAGGCGCACCACCCUGUCGGCACCGAAAAGACCGCCUCCAGCCAGCAGCCAAUCAUCACACAGAGCGCCACCGUGACCAAGAUCACCUUUGGAAGCUCCCACCAUUCAUCGCCCGUCUUCAGCAGCGGCGAGGCCACCGCCAAACUGAUCCCCGAGUCCAGCUCCGGGUCCUCGGGAGACAAGUCCUCGGUGUCAGAUAUCCUGAAGAUCUCCAUGAUGGAGGCGGAGAUAGAUCCGAGCACUGAGCCCAUGGUGGUGGACUCCUCCAGCGACUGCGGCCCUCUGGGGAAGGCCCUGGAGGUCCAGGCCGUGUCAGGCACACUGGACUCGGGCCAGUUCAUCAGCAGCUCUGGGGCCUCCAUGCAUCAUUCCCACGCAAAGUCCCAGCAGUUCAGCUGCAUGCAGGGCCUCGCAGCACAGAGGAGCAAAGAAGACCUGGAGGUCAUUGAGGUGAUUCCUCAGUACUCCAUCCUGCCGGACUCCAGCCAGUCCAACGUGGUGGUGGAGCCCAGCGGCUUCCUGGAGAUCACCAACUACACCAGCCAACAGCUGGAGGAGGACAGCCCCAUGGAGCAGGAGGUGGACAGCAGCAACGACGAGGCCGCGGCAGCCAGUCCGCCUGACCAACCAUAGCCGCUCCACGCUGAAGGAGCCGAGCUGCUUUGGCUCUGAACAAGCAGACUAAUGAUUAUUUGUGGCCUCAGACCCAGUGGACGCAGACUUUCUGGCUGUUUUAUAGUGCAAGAGCAAAAAUGCUUUCUGUUUUUGCAUAAAUAUUUGUUCAUAAUAAGCAUUUUUUGUUCAUUCAUAAGUAUUUUUUCCUCCCCACAACUAGAGGCACAUGUGGUUUUUAUUGCCAGUGAGGAGCAUUGGGUGUAAAAUGAGGGAGCGAGGUGAACGGAUUAGUCGUGGUGCAGGCCCAGACGCUUGGAAAGCUGCCUCUCCAAACACACAGGAUUUCAUUGUUCCAGUAUGUUGACAGUUUUUUCUUGCAGGACUUUGCAAGAGAGUUGCACAUUCAUGAAAUUGAUUAUUUGGAUUUUUUGGCACUGUGCCUGCUGCCACUGUGUUGUUUCAGAAACGUACAGCCAGAUCAGACCACCGCAGGCCUGCAUUUAUUAUAUUUUGGUCGUCCAGAUCCAGAUUCAAGUCCUCGUUCCCCAGGUCAGAUCUUUGUACAGAAUUACCCCCCUGUUGAUGGACAUCUUCUUUUGAUGACCUGAGGGUUUUACCACCAGACGAACAGUAUUUUCUUUUGACUGAAGUGUAUCUUUGUAAAUCUCCAUCACCAGUCCCAUACGGAUUUAAGUUUUCAGGUGAGAAAACAAAGCUGGAGCAGAUUGAAUUGCUGCUUGGAACGUAAAGCAGAACCAGAAAAGAGUCCUGGCGGAAGGAUAGAGUCCAACAUAUGUGUCCCUGUUCAUUGUAACUGAUGUACUGUAACAAAAAAAAAAGAAAGAAAAAAGAUUUAGCUUUUUUUGUAAAAUAUAUUCUGGAGUUCAAAAAGUUGCUGUGAGAAUUUUCCCAGAGAAUGCAUUUGUUUUUUUGCAUAGUGUGUUUUGAACUAUGCAUUUCUUUUAUACCUUUUCAAACUAGAUGACUAGUUGAGAAAAAUCAUUUAAUCUGCACAAUAAAUCAGCUGAGUAGAACGUG
This is a messenger RNA of Scatophagus argus, 5101 nucleotides long. RefSeq names its product EMSY transcriptional repressor, BRCA2 interacting (gene emsy). NCBI's taxonomy places the organism in Eukaryota, Metazoa, Chordata, Actinopteri, Scatophagidae. Gene Ontology annotation, biological process: regulation of DNA-templated transcription. The transcript has 20 exons. Bases 278 to 4081 code for a protein of 1267 amino acids. The record is from RefSeq and is a predicted model, not a curated record. Gene Ontology annotation, cellular component: nucleoplasm.